GGUGUAACAACAACAUCUUUCAAAGUCAAAACGCAAACCGGCCGCGAUACCCCGCUCGAGGUACUUCAACAUUAAGGAAUCUUCGUAACAAUCGUCCGAACAAAUCAUACUGGAAUAUCAGAGCGAAGGUGCAAUACAACAUCGACCGUCAGACACUUACUAGGUACCGUCAGGAUGGCGAACGCGAAGAACCCAGCAACACCAGACUGGAGCACCAUCCCAAAGCCUGAAGACGACGGAGCAUGCGAGGGCCUUCAAGGCCGGCAGUUCCCAGCGAUCGCUUUACCUUCAACAUUGGGAAACACUAUUGACCUCUCAACCCUUCCCGGCCUCACAAUCCUCUUCUGCUACCCCCGCACCGCCGCCCCCGGCGAAAACGUCCCACCCGAAUGGAACGAAAUCCCCGGCGCCCGCGGCUGCACGCCGCAAGCCUGUUCAUUCCGGGACGCUUCGGACGAGCUUGCUGGGCUGGGAGUGAAACAGGUCUUUGGCUGCAGCACGCAAUCUACGGAGUACCAGCUGGAACUUAAGACGAGGGUGCACUUGCCUUAUGAGCUUUUGAGCGAUGAGAAGCUUGAGUUGGCGGAGGCGUUGGGGUUGCCGGUUUUUGAGUGGGAAGGGAAGCGGUUGAUUAAGCGGUUAAGUAUGGCAGUGGAGGAUGGGAAGGUGAUGAAGGUGUUUUAUCCGGUGUUUCCGCCUGAUCGGAGUGCGGCGGAGGUUGUGGAGUGGUUGAAGGUUAGGGGUUGAGAGGUGGCGUGCAACGCGAAAUGGCGGAAGACUGCAAUCUCGUUAUUUCAGCUGUCUGCCUAAGUGGUCAAGCGAUAUUUCUUUUCUCGACAGUUUCAUUUCCUCCCUAGCUUGGCUCUGCUCUGCUUGUCCACGCAUUCCCACC
Messenger RNA from Baudoinia panamericana UAMH 10762, 892 nucleotides. RefSeq lists its product as uncharacterized. The coding region runs from base 175 to 747 and encodes 190 amino acids. Gene Ontology annotation, biological process: cellular response to oxidative stress; cell redox homeostasis. The record is from RefSeq and is a predicted model, not a curated record. Gene Ontology annotation, molecular function: thioredoxin peroxidase activity. NCBI's taxonomy places the organism in Eukaryota, Fungi, Ascomycota, Dothideomycetes, Mycosphaerellales, Teratosphaeriaceae. The transcript has a single exon. Gene Ontology annotation, cellular component: cytoplasm.